GUUAGUGUUCUCAGUUUGAAUUGAAGUGUUCAAGUAAUAGGACAAUGAUGUUUCUGUUGCCGAUAUUUGUGUCCAUAUGUACGUUCAUGGGUGCCGCUGGGGCCCAAACGAACCUCAAUCAAGAUGAUUUAAGAAACAUAAAAACUCAAUUAAAUUUGCUAAUAGAAAAGAGACAACAAGACUACCAGCAGUUGGAAAAAUCGCUUUACGAAUCUCUUAAAGGAAGCACUGACUUAGACGCGUUGAAAGAAGAAAUUCAAUUACUCAGGGAUGAGCAAUUAAAGAUGACGCAUUCUGGCAAUGAUGGGUUCCGCGAUAAAGUAGCUGUUGGAUGGUUAAAAGAGGUGAUCGGAAGCUUAAGAUCGGAAAUGCAAGCAGUGUGGUCAGCAAUUAACGAAACAGCACAAAUACAUAAAACUGUAGCUAUACAAAACGAUCUCCAAGCUUUGAAGAAGGAUUUAGAUUCUGAUCGAAAAGACUUGCAAACAAUGCAAGGAGAAUUGUUAUCAGUUAGGAAGAAUGUCAAAGAUAUGGUGACCAAACAUUCCGAGUUAAAAAAAAAAAUUGAUACCAUUGUUAAACAUCAAAAUGCAAUCGAUAAAAAAAACAACGAAAACGACGUACAAUCGGCAUACAACAGCGUUUAUAAACAAGUGGCGUUUAAGAGCGAUGACAAUCAGCUUAAGACAAACGUAAUCACUACCUUUGUAACAGACCGAGAGACGCAGGAACUGGAACAGCUGGAGUCGUUUCGCAAGACUUUGACGCACCGGAUGGUGCGACUGGAGAAGCGCAUGAAAAGCAUAAUGUACCGGGAAAGUAUGGCAGUGAAACAGGAGAACCGUCUGUCCCGGCUGGAGGCUGAUCUGAACGCGACCAAAGAGGCAUUAGCAUUCAACGCGACGCGACAGGAUUCCACGCAGGACCGUUUGCACGGGUCGCUGCUAGAGUUGCUGGAAAACGUGGAAAGCCUCGACGACCGGGUGGACGCAUGCCUGCCGGAAAUGCGUAAGGAAAUGUCAAAAAUUGAGUUUGCCGUGACCCGGAUGAACGCAUCGAUGGCCAUCAUCAAGGAAGACCAGAACAACCAAAUAUUGACGACCAAAGCGCUUGGCGAAGGUAUGUCGGCUAUUCAAAGAAAAAUUGCUAAGUAUGACGAAAAACAAGUCGGCAAAACCAUUGUCAUGUCCCAUAUAAUGAGAGAAAAUUGCACGGAAUGUACAUAUGUAAUCGACGAAUUGGCCACAUUGCAAAAUUCAUUCAAAAGAAUUGUUGACGGACUUCCUAAAGAUUGUUCUGAAAUGAAAUCUUCGGGAAUAUAUCUAAUAGCGCCCGAUGGAAAAAACCCAUUGCUCGUUCAUUGUGAUUUAUCGGAUAAUAUGUCCUGGAUUACCAUACAGAAAAGGACUAAUGAUCGUCUGAAUUUCAAUCACAACUGGAACGAAUAUGCUAAAGGAUUCGGAAACUUGAACGGUGAUUUUUGGCUCGGCAACGAAGCAAUCCAUCAGUUGACACUGGGCAAUGCGUCUACUCUGCGCAUUCUGAUGACCGACAUAUACGGCAACAAUUGGCAAGCAGACUAUUCACAUUUCGCUGUGUCCGACGCCACCGAUGGCUACCAGUUGGACAUAUCUGGGUACCGGGGAAACGCCACCGACGCUUUGUCCUUCCAAAACGGCCAUCGGUUUAGCACAGCCGACCACGACCAAGACACCAGCAGGGCCAACUGUGCGACGAACUACGAGGGCGGAUGGUGGUACUCUCGAUGUCAGCACGCCAACUUGAACGGCAAGUACAACUACGGACUCACAUGGUACGAUAAUAGCCGCAACCUGUGGAUGACGAUUGCCCAGAGCGAAAUGAAAAUCGGACGACCGGCAACGGCCAGCGGAUAAUCAAUGCAGUAGAGACGCUACGUCCCGUAAGGGCGCCCAAGAACAACCGUGUGUGCUAGUCAAGUGAGACAAUAUUGAGUGUCCUUUAACCCUUAUAUUGUCCGUAAUUUUAUUUGUUUAUCAUACUUUGAACUGAUUAGGUAAUAGUUUUUUAAUAUAAUCAAUAAGAUA
Messenger RNA from Sipha flava (yellow sugarcane aphid), 2066 nucleotides. RefSeq names its product protein scabrous (gene sca). The record is from RefSeq and is a predicted model, not a curated record. NCBI's taxonomy places the organism in Eukaryota, Metazoa, Arthropoda, Insecta, Hemiptera, Aphididae. The transcript is spliced from 8 exons. The coding region runs from base 45 to 1895 and encodes 616 amino acids.